Molecule: messenger RNA, 3327 nt
Organism: Helianthus annuus (common sunflower)
Lineage: Eukaryota; Viridiplantae; Streptophyta; Magnoliopsida; Asterales; Asteraceae
Product: increased DNA methylation 1
Exons: 19
Coding region: 278-3109 (943 amino acids)
Source: RefSeq, a predicted model, not a curated record
AAUUUGGGCUUCACUCUCCACCUAUACAUAUACUCUCUCUGUCUCUAUAUCUGUAUCUUCCUGUUCACAUUCCAAUUGCAAUAUCUGCAAUUCAUGCAGAUGGAGCAACAAAUCACAUAAAUUCACAACUCCUAACAACAAUUUCUACUCUCACAAACCCUAGGGCUUCCAAUUGCUCGUUAAUUUCACACAUUCUCACCGAUUCAUCACCGAAUUCCGAUUUUCCCCCAAUUUUUCACUCCGAUUUCAAUUCCGAUCAAUCGCUAUUGAAAUUGAGAUGAAGAGAGAGCUAGCUUUCGCAUUGGAAGCUCGAUCUCAGUUCAAUUGCUUCUCCGGUCGAACUCGCUCGUCGAAAAGCUCACCGGAAAGUGUACCGAUUCACCGGAAGAACAAACAGAACAAACAGCGGUUACGUAACGAUCGUGUUGCGAAAUCGGUAGAAGAAGUGCGUGUGAAUCGCCGGAAUAAACGGAUUAAAACUCCGAUUCCGGUGAUUGAUGACGUCAGCGAAUCGGCACCGGCGGCGGAGGCGGAGGCGGUGGUGGUGGACGGCGGAGAAGAAUCGGCGGCGGUGUCGGAUGUGAUCAACGGCGGAGAUGAAGCUCCGGCGGUGGAAGUAGCUAAGAAGGGAUCGGUGGAGAAGGUUUACGUGAAGCGCAAGAAAAGUAAAGUUCAAGUGGAUAGCGGAAGUCCUAAGCGGUUUACGCGUUCAGCAUUGGCGGAGAAGGAGACGGAGAAGGAGGAGAAUGUUGAAGGAUUGGGGACUCCAAGUAGGAAGAAUUUGGAGAUGAAGAUGUCUAAGAAGAUUGGGUUGGGUAGAAUGCCAACUAACAUGAGGGAGCUGCUCGAGACCGGGUUGCUUGAAGGUUUUCGCGUUUCGUACAAUUACGUUGCCAAGGCAAGUAAGCUGCAAGGAGUGAUCAAAGGUGUUGGCAUACUGUGUUCUUGCAGUUUGUGUGAGGGUACCAAAGUCAUUUCACCGUCUCAGUUUGAGAUGCACGCAUGCAAAUUAUACAGACAUGCCAUCAAACAUAUCCGUCUUGAAAACGGUAAAAGUCUCCUUGAUGUGAUUGAAAUAUGUAAAGCAUCGGCUUUGGAACCUGCAGAAGUAGCUCUUCAAACUGUAAUUAGAUCAUUGCCAGUGAAGGGACCUUCCAUGUGUAUAAAAUGCAAUGGCUUAAUCGAAGGGUCGUCUACUGAAAAUAUGUUGGUUUGUGAUUCGUGCGUGGAUAGAAAACAAGUGGAAGCUGAACCUUGUGUUGCAACUCGUGGUCAACUUAGGGCAUCAAGUCCGGACCCGAAGGUAUCUGAAAGUAACAGCUCAGCAGUUUCAAUUCUUACCAAGAAUAAACGAGGCAGAAAAAGGAAGUCAGAAUCUGUUUCGUCCAAGGCAUCAAGUCCGGACCCGAAGGUAUCCUCAGCAGUUUCCAUUCUUACCAAGAAUAAACGAGGCAGAAAAAGGAAGUCAGAAUCUAUUUCAUCCAAGUCCUCAAAGUCAGCUCUGAAAACCGUUAGAAGGGCUCGAAAGUUUAAAUUUUCAGGAAACAAAAUAAAGAAUUCAAAGAUACUCAAAAGGUCACCAAGAUCCGCUUCGGCACCAAGACCCAUCGUUAGUGUUACUAAAUGUACCUCAUCACUACAAAAGAGUGGACCAAAGCUAACGAAAAAGAAUCUUUCAUUGCAUUCGCCUGUUUUUAAGGAAGGAGGAUUACCAGAUGGAACUGAACUAACUUACGUUGCUCGUGGAAAGAAAUGUCUAGAUGGUUAUAAGUUGGGUAAUGCUAUCUUUUGUUCCUGUUGCAAAACUGAGAUCAGUGCCUCACAGUUUGAAGCUCAUGCUGGUUGGGCCUCACGCAGAAAACCAUACGAUAAUAUUUACAUGUCAAACGGAGUGUCACUUCAUGACUACGCAGUUUCGUUAAAGAACGCCGAAGACGGAAGAGGUUCGUUGAGCUCUAAUGAUGAUGUGUGUAAGGUUUGUGGAGAGGGUGGAGAUCUCUUGCUUUGUGACGGAUGCCCUAGGUCCUUUCAUAAAGAAUGUGCAGAGGAAACGAGCAUCCCACGUGGCAAAUGGUAUUGCAAGAUUUGCCAACACUCGAUGAAAACUCAUGGAGAAAAUGAGAAUGCUUUGGCUGCUGGAAGGAUUGCAGGGGUUAAUCCUAUAGAACUUAAUAUGACCCGUUGCAUUCGUAUUAUCAAACACUCAGAAAACAGUGAUCUUUGCGCAUGUGUUUUAUGCAGAUGCCAUGAUUUUACGAAAUGUGUCUUUAAUGACCGGACAGUCAUAGUUUGUGAUCAAUGUGAAAGGGAAUAUCACAUCGGCUGUCUGAGAGAACGUAAUAUGGCUGAUCUAAAGGCGUUGCCUAAAGGGGAGUGGUUCUGCUGCAACGAUUGCAAGAGAAUUAAUUUGGUUUUGAAAAAUUUGCUUGCCCAUGAACCCGAAACGCUCCGUGAUGAUAUGUUGACUAUUGUUAAGGAGAGACAAAAGAACGACAGUAACAAUUCGGAAUCAGAAACCACUUCGAAUCCGGAAAUUAAGUUUGUCGUUCUUAGAGGCAAAAACGCCCCCAGUGAAGCUAGGAAACUGCUGGCACAAGCCGUUAACAUUUUUCAUGAAGGGUUUGACCCCAUUGUUGAUGCAACUAGUGGACGCGAUUUUAUUCCUUCAAUGGUGUAUGGAAGGAAAAUCUGGAGCCAAGACUUUGCAGGAAUGCUUUGUGCAAUUUUAACAGUAGACUCAAAAGUUGUGACAGCUGGAACGCUACGUGUUUUUGGUGAGGAUUUAGCUGAACUCCCAAUCGUUGCUACUAGUAAAUGUAACCAAGGGAAGGGCUACUUUCAACUACUGUUUACUUGCAUUGAGAGACUACUUUCUUCUUUGAAAGUAAAGAAGAUUGUGCUUCCAGCUGCAGAAGAAGCUAAAUCCAUAUGGACCAAUAAGUUCGGUUUUGAAACAAUAUUACCUGAUCAGCUUAACGAGCUCAGGCAAUCGUGUUCGGCUAUGAUGACGUUUCAAGGAACAUCAAUGUUGCAAAAGGAAAUCCUUCAAGUUCAAGAUGGUGUUGCAGAUGCAGGUGAUAAUGGCGGUUUGAACCCUUUGGUGGAAUAGCUGGAUGAAGAAUGUUAUUUAUUUAUUUAUUUCUUUUUUUUUUUAUGGUAGACUAUGAAAAGUUCAACCAUUCCGGUUUACUUGGUAUAGUUUUCGUUUCUGACUUUAGCAAAAAACCCAGUUUUCAGUUUGGUAUGGUUCAGGCCGUUUUGGUCUGGUUCAGGCUAAUUUGGUCUGGAUUUUUUUAAUGAUAGUUUGGGGGUUAAGGGUUCAUCUUU